Molecule: messenger RNA, 2711 nt
Organism: Mandrillus leucophaeus (drill)
Lineage: Eukaryota; Metazoa; Chordata; Mammalia; Primates; Cercopithecidae
Gene: ST6GALNAC1
Product: ST6 (alpha-N-acetyl-neuraminyl-2,3-beta-galactosyl-1,3)-N-acetylgalactosaminide alpha-2,6-sialyltransferase 1
Exons: 10
Coding region: 467-2140 (557 amino acids)
Molecular function (GO): alpha-N-acetylgalactosaminide alpha-2,6-sialyltransferase activity
Source: RefSeq, a predicted model, not a curated record
AUAAGCCUUUAUAAAGCAGUGAAGGCGGUUCCUCCCUUCCCUGGCAGAGACUGAUAAACUCAGCACUUGCCGGAGUGGCUCAUUGUUAAGACAAAGAGUGUGCACUUCCCGGCCAGGAAACCUGAGCGGUGAGACUCCCAGCUGCCUACAUCAAGGCCCCAGGACAUGCAGAACCUUCCUCUAGAACCCGACCCACCGCCAUGAGGUCCUGCCUGUGGAGAUGCAGGCACCUGAGCCAAGGCAUCCAGUGGUCCUUGCUCCUGGCUCUCCUGGUCUUCUUUCUCUUCGCCUUGCCCUCCUUUAUUAAGGAACCUCAAACAAAGCCUUCCAGGAUGGUAUUAAGGGCUCUAGGACAUCUGAUGCCGUGCCAAGGCAUGAGAGUGGGUCGCUGACUCUUAGCUAUUGAGUCGCUGCUGAAACAGUCAUUGUUCCUGCCGCUUGGCUCUUGCAGGUCCACCUGGCUUAUAUGCAUCAACGCACAGAGAACAUUAAAGAAAGGUCUCCACAGUCCCUGGCAAAGCCUAAGUCCCAGGCACCUGCAAGAGCAAGGAGGACAACCAUGUAUGCAAAGCCAGUGCCAGAGAACAAUACCCUCAACAUACAAACCCAGCCCAAAGCCCACGCCACCGGAGACACAGGAAAGGAGGCCAACCAGACAGCACCGGAGGAGCAGGACAAGGCGCCCGACACAGCACAGACGGCAGCAUGGAAGAGCCCAGAAAAAGAGAAAACCACAGUGAAGACACUGUCACCCAGAGGGCAAGAAUCAGGCACGGCCUCUGGCAGGACAGAGGCACAGUCAUGGAAGAGCCAGGACACAAAGACGACCCAAGGAAAUGGAGGCCAGACCAGGAAGCUGACGGCCACCAGGACAGUGUCGGUGAAGCACCAGGGCAAAGCGGCGACCACGGCCAAGACGCUCAUUCCCAAAAGUCGGCCGCUUAUGCUGGCCCCCACAGGAGCAGUGUCAACAAGGACAAGACAGAAAGGAGUGACCACGGCAGUCAUCCCACCCAAGGAGAAGAAAGCUCAGGUCACCCCACCCCCUUCCCCUUUCCAGAGCCCCACGACGCACAGAAACCAAAGCCUGAAGGCUGCCAACUUCAAGUCUGAGCCUCGGUGGGAUUUUGAGGAAAAAUACAGCUUCGAAAUAGGAGGCCUUCAGACGACUUGCCCUGACUCCGUGAAGAUCAAAGCCUCCAGGUCGCUGUGGCUCCAGAAACUCUUUCUGCCCAACCUUACUCUCUUCCUGGACUCCAGACACUUCAACCGGAGUGAGUGGGACCGCCUGGAACACUUUGCACCACCCUUUGGCUUCAUGGAGCUCAACUACUCCUUGGUGCAGAAGGUCGUGACACACUUCCCUCCAGUGCCCCAGCAGCAGCUGCUCCUGGCCAGCCUUCCCACUAGGAGCCGCCGGUGCAUCACCUGUGCCGUGGUGGGCAACGGGGGCAUCCUGAACAACUCCCGCAUGGGCCAGGAGAUAGACAGUCAUGACUACGUGUUCCGAUUGAGCGGAGCUCUCAUUAAAGGCUACGAACAGGAUGUGGGGACUCGGACAUCCUUCUACGGCUUUACUGCCUUCUCCCUGACCCAGUCACUCCUUAUAUUGGGCAAUAGGGGUUUCAAGAACGUGCCUCUGGGGAAGGACGUCCGCUACUUGCACUUCCUGGAAGGCACCCGGGACUAUGAGUGGCUGGAAGCGCUGCUUAUGAAUCAGACGGUGACGUCAAAAAACCUUUUCUGGUUCAGGCACAGACCCCAGGAAGCUUUUCGGGAAGCCCUGCACAUGGACAGGUACCUGUUGCUGCACCCAGACUUUCUCCGAUACAUGAAGAACAGGUUUCUGAGGUCUAAGACCCUGGAUGGUGCCCACUGGAGGAUAUACCGCCCCACCACUGGAGCCCUCUUGCUGCUCACUGCCCUUCAGCUCUGUGACCAGGUGAGUGCCUAUGGCUUCAUCACCGAGGGCCACGAGCGCUUUUCUGAUCACUACUAUGAUACAUCAUGGAAGCGGCUGAUCUUUUACAUAAAUCAUGACUUCAAGCUGGAGAGAGAAGUCUGGAAGCGGCUACACGAUGAAGGGAUAAUCUGGCUAUACCAGCGUCCCGGUCCUGGAACUACCAAAGCCAAGAACUGACCGGGGCCUGGGCUGCCGUGGUCUCCUUGCCCGCUCCAAGGCACAGGAUACAGUGGGACUCUUGAGACUCUUUGAUCAUUUCCCAGGGCUCAGACCAAGCUCCAAGCCCUUCAGGAGUUCCAAGGGAACACAGCUCUCUCAAGAUGGCAAAUGGCUAAGUAAGGUUCUGAAGUUCUUCAGUACACGGCUGUCGGUCCUGGUGCAGAUUCCUGAGGCCAGGGAUUUUUAACAGAAUGGGGUGAUGAGUGGUGAAUACCACAAUUCCUGGUGAAAAACACUCUUCCAGCCCAAAAGCUUCUUGAUGCAGAGAAAAGAGCCUGGAUUUACAGAAACAUAUAGAUCUAGUUUGAAUUCCAGAUCAAGUUUGCAGUUGUGAAAUCUUGAAGGUAUUACUUAACUUCACUACAGAUUGUCUAGAAGACCUUUCUAGGGGUUAUCUGAUUCUAGAAGGGUCUAUACCUGUCCUUGUCUUUAAGCUAUUUGACAGCUCUACGUGUUGUAGAAAACUGAUAAUAAUACAAAUGAUUGUUGUCAAUGGAAAUGCAAAUAAAUUUUGUACAGUGAAGAUGCA